AUGGUCGUGGACGUGGACGUGGACGUAGACAUGGUCGUGGACCUUGACGUGGACGUGGUCGUGGUCGUGGACGUGGUCGUCGACGUGGACAUGGACGUGGACGUGGACGUGGACGUGGACAUGGACGUGGACGUGGACGUGGACGUGGACGUGGACAUGGACGUGGAUGUGGACAUGGACGUGGAUGUGGUCGUGGUCGUAGACGUGGACGUGGACGUGGACGUGGACGUGGACGUGGAGGACGUGGAUGUGGAGGACGUGGACGUGGACGUGGAGGACGUGGACGUGGACGUGGACGUGGACGUGGUCGUGGACGUGGAGGUUGACGUGGACGUGGACGUGGUCGUGGACGUGGAGGACUUGGACGUGGACAUGGAUGUGGACGUGGACGUGGACGUGGACGUGGACAUGGUCGUGGACGUGGACGUGGACGUGGACGUGGACAUAGACGUGGAUGUGGACGUGGACGUGGACGUGAACGUGGACGUGGACAUGGUCGUGGACGUGGACGUGAACGAGCUUGCCUGGUCCAUGAACGUGCCUGGUCUAGGAGCUUGCCUGGUCUAG
Messenger RNA from Closterium sp. NIES-65, 567 nucleotides. The record is from the annotation of a GenBank genome assembly. NCBI's taxonomy places the organism in Eukaryota, Viridiplantae, Streptophyta, Zygnematophyceae, Desmidiales, Closteriaceae.